Messenger RNA from Acanthosepion pharaonis, 774 nucleotides. The record is from the annotation of a GenBank genome assembly. NCBI's taxonomy places the organism in Eukaryota, Metazoa, Mollusca, Cephalopoda, Sepiida, Sepiidae.
AUGCAGCCUUCCACUGCGGACAAUGAAGAUUUCUUAUGCGGGAAAAAUAGCCCGGAAAUACGUGCUCAUUCCCCAAUAACAUUUCGGUCAAAAAAAUAUCAACCGGUGUUAUCUAUCUAUCUAUCUAUCUAUCUAUCUAUUUCUCUUCCUAUCUGUCUGUAUGUUUUUCUAUCUAUUUGCAAGUCUGUUCAUAUCUAUCUAUCUAUCUAUCUAUCUAUCUAUCUAUCUAUCUAUCUAUCUAUCACUUUCAUGUCUAUUGAUAUCACGUUAUUCAUGUUCAUUGAUAUCACUCAGUCCAUGUUCAUUGAUAUCACUCUGUUCAUUUCCAUUGAUAUCACUCUAUUCAUGUCCAUUGAUAACACUCAGUUCAUGGUCAUUAAUUUCAGUCUGUUCAUGUCCAUUGAUAUCAGUCUAUUCCUAUAUAUUGUUAUCACUCUAUUCAUGUCCAUUGAUAUCACGUUAUUCAUGUCCAUUGAUAUCAUUCAGUUCAUGGUCAUUAAUAUGAGUCUGUUCAUUUCCAUUGAUAUCACGUUAUUCAUGUCCAUUGAUAUCACUCAGUUCAUGGUCAUUGAUAUCAGUCUGUUCAUUUCCAUUGAUAUCACUCUAUUCAUGUCCAUUGAUAUCACUCAGUUCAUGUCUAUUGAUAUCACUGUAUUCCUGUCUAUUGAUAUCACACUAUUCAUGUCCAUUGAUAUCACUCAGUUCAUUUCAUGUCCAUUGAUAUCAGUCUAUUCAUGUCUAUUGAUAUCACUCAGUUCAUGUCCAUUGAUAUAA